AUGGCUCCUACAAGUACAAGGCGUUCUGCUGUUAAGAAGGGUAAUAGGAAAUCCUUUAGGACUGUUGUUUAUCCAGACCAGGACAAGAUUGAAAUGUGUCCAACAUUUCGAUCUAUUUGGAGUGAUAACUUAGAGAAACGCCCAUGGGGGUAUCUAUGGCAUCCCAGUGGAAAUACAGCCAUGCUGGAAUUCCACAUAGCUGAUGGUCAGUGUUACAUGACCUCGGGCCGGAUGGCAGCUAUUUUAUACGGUUUAAGACAACCGACUGAUGUUGUAGUUGUUUAUGAACUCAUUGACGAUGAAAAUUAUUUUAAGUUGCAUAAUAUGAAUGCGACGGAAGUUAUUGACCUCACAAGUGAUCGUGAAGAUUUUCAUGUUUUACCGAAUGACGACACUUAUACUCUUCCCGAGUUUGAAAACGACCGUCACUAUGGUUGGGAAACAAUAGUGACUGAAUGCAAUUCCAGUGACAAAAGGGCGCAAGUUCUGAACCUUCCGUCGCGAACGGCCAAGCAUGUGCUCAGAGGCAGGAACAACAUUGUACUCAGAACUCGGCACAACAUGGACCAAACCAUAUGCACUAUAAAGACUUACACUUUGAAGAACAAUCCAGGAAAAUUCCGAAUGUACCUGACUGAUGGUUGGUAUCAGUUUAGGCAAGCUAAUCAACUACAGGAGGGAGACUUGGUUCAGUUUCAGCUGUCCGAUCCACCUGAUGUUUUGGUGGUUGACAUUGUUCGAGGCAACCGCUUGAACUAAUUCACAGUGAGGUUUGUCUGAUUGUAUGUAAUGGUUUUUAUGAUGCUCUUGGAACUUGGCAUGUAACUAUAAUCUAUAUUUGAAGUUAUUUAUGAUUUUGAACUCCUCA
Molecule: messenger RNA, 868 nt
Organism: Trifolium pratense (red clover)
Lineage: Eukaryota; Viridiplantae; Streptophyta; Magnoliopsida; Fabales; Fabaceae
Exons: 4
Coding region: 1-759 (252 amino acids)
Molecular function (GO): DNA binding
Source: RefSeq, a predicted model, not a curated record